Molecule: messenger RNA, 657 nt
Organism: Rotaria sp. Silwood2
Lineage: Eukaryota; Metazoa; Rotifera; Eurotatoria; Philodinida; Philodinidae
Source: the annotation of a GenBank genome assembly
AUGGCAACACCAACAAUGAAUUCUUCAGCACCAAAUUUAGCAACACUUUUAUUAAUUAAACGAAAACUAGCCGAAAAAAAUGCUGAAAAAAUCGUCGAAACACAAGUUUUACCAACACUUUCAACUACUAUUGGCGCUCAUUCCAAUGAAAAAUUAUCUUAUCGUCAAAAUAUAUUGGGAAUAAAUUCAACAGCAACACCUACAAAUGUAAAAGAAUCACCAAAGGUUAGUCGACAAAACAAACAACUUGAAGUUGAAUUACUUGAUAAAAAAAUGGAAGAAAUCAAUCGCAAACAAGAAGUAAAAACAAAUGAAGCAUUACACACAUGGAAAGGUUUUGAUUCUCUUAAUUAUGGAUUUGUUUCAGAAUCUGAAACACGAAAAUCAACUCCUAUUUCAUCUAUAUCAACAAAACAACGUACACCUACGCCAUCAUCAAAAAUACAAGCAUCACCAGUCAAAACUCCAGAGAAAAUAAUCAUUGAAACACGAAAACAAGAACCGCUAGUGAGUGAGCAACCCAUUGAGACAUAUCCUUCGGUAACACCAAAACAACCAACACCUCAACGUAUUGAUUCUCCAGCCCAAAAUCAACCAAGUUCUAAAUUAUCAUUGAAUGAAGAAGAACCUCAAAAAGAAAGUAUAGAUAAACAAUAA